AUGCGUUCCUUCGGAUCUGCCACCACCGCUUUUGUGAUCAUAGGCUUCUUCGCCCUCACCACAUUCUCAGCUCCAUCGCCGUGGAACCCGAACAACUGGUCACCAAAGCCGAAGCCAGCGCCAUCACCAUCGCCAGUAGCCCCAGCAACCCCCGCUACCACCACCACGACGAGCUCCUCUGGCGGCACAGGAGGCACCAGCGGUUCCUCUGGCUCGGGCUCGGGCUCCUCUGGCGCCGGCUCUGGUACCCCAGGAUAUGCAACCAUCGUCAACAAAUGCAACUUCGCCACCUACGUUUACGUCUGCAAACAGCAUCCAGCAACCUGCGGCUCCACAGUCCCUAUUAAAGCCAACACAGGGACUUACUCUGAGGCUUAUGCCGCGUCGAGCGAUGGGGGUCAUUCGCUGAAAAUCUCCGUAACGAGCGGUUCGGGGAAUAUUCUGCAAUUUGAGUAUACGAAUGGGGGAAACGGGGACAUCAGCUAUGAUCUCAGCGAGGUCAACGGGAAUCCGUUUGGGACCUGGGGUUUUAGUCUUACGAAUACGACGACGGACUCGUUUUGCGGUCCGCCGGCUACGGAUUGCCCGGCCAUCUUCACGGAUCCAACGAAUGGCAUUCCGUAUACUGCAACUACUUCCGAUGGGGUUGGUGCGAUACUUUGCGGGUAG
Molecule: messenger RNA, 669 nt
Organism: Letharia columbiana
Lineage: Eukaryota; Fungi; Ascomycota; Lecanoromycetes; Lecanorales; Parmeliaceae
Exons: 1
Coding region: 1-669 (222 amino acids)
Source: RefSeq, a predicted model, not a curated record